AAAAUAUCCCUGUGUUCAGAGCGGCGUCACCACAGAAGCAAUGUAAUAUCUGCGCAGGUCAAAGCUUUUUUUUUUUUUUUACAAGAAAAGAAACAACAACAACAAAAGAACGAUGUUAGCCUUCGUGCCCUUAGCUCCACCGCCUGUGUAGCAGCUAGCCUCCACCCCUCUGUCAUUUUAUUUAUAUGUUUUUCAGCGUCACAUCCCCCUGGCCGGAGGAAUGUAGAGACGGGGUGCUUUAAAAAUAGCAUCCUCUCCUCUGACAGCGCUGCUCCGGUGGCUCCGCGGCACUGUGGUGCGAGAAGCAGGAAUGCGAAGAUGGCUGCAGACCUAGGAGAGCUGCUGGUCCCGUACAUGCCCACCAUCAGAGUCCCCAGGACAGGAGACAGGGUUUUCAAGAGCGAGUGUGCCUUUUCCUUCGACUCUCCCGAGUCUGAGGGUGGCCUGUAUGUGUGUAUGAACACAUUCCUUGGCUUUGGACGAGAACAUGUGGAGAGACACUACCGCAAAACAGGACAGAGUGUUUACAUGCACCUCAAGCGACAUGUCAAAGAGAAAGCCACAGGAGCCGCAGGAGGCGCCAUCCCCAGACGAAGAAACGGAAAAGUGUUUCUAGAUUUAGAGCUAAACCGUGAUUUUAACGGAGAGGACUAUGAAUACGAAGACGAGGCCAAGCUCGUCAUUUUUCCAGACCACUUCGAGAUCCCCUUACCAAAUAUUGAGGAGUUGCCCGCUCUGGUGACCAUCGCCUGUGACGCAGUGCUCAAUGCACCAUCAGCUUACAAGAAGCAAGAGCCUGAAUCCUGGGAGGAGGAGAUCCAGGUAUCCCGACAUGCCAGGAGCCUCAGACAGCUGGAUAAUGGGGUCAGAAUCCCACCCAGUGGCUGGAAGUGUCAGAAGUGCGAGAUGAGAGAAAACCUGUGGCUGAACCUGACGGAUGGAGCAGUGCUCUGUGGGAAGUGGUUCUUUGACGGAAGCGGAGGUAACGGCCAUGCUCUGGACCACUACAGAGAGACCAACUACCCACUGGCUGUCAAACUGGACACCAUCACCCCAGAUGGAGCAGAUGUCUAUUCGUUUGAAGAAGAAGAAGCCGUGUUGGACCCCCACAUAUCAGAACACUUGUCACACUUUGGAAUAGACAUGCUUCAGAUGCAGAAAAGAACAGAGAAUGGGCACCACACAGACAACAACGCACGGCCGCGGGUCAGUGAAUGGGAGGUGAUCCAGGAGUCGGGCAUGAAGCUGAAGGCGGUCUACGGUUCUGGUUACACAGGCAUCAAAAACCUGGGCAACAGCUGCUACCUCGGCACAGUAAUGCAGGUCCUCUUCAGCAUCCCAGACUUCCAGAGGAUGUAUGUGGGUAAUCUUCAGAGGAUAUAUGACUAUUCACCCCUUGACCCCACCCAAGACUUUGCCACACAAAUGGCUAAACUGGGACACGGACUGCUCUCAGGCCAGUACUCCAAACCACCCAUGAAAUCUGAGCUCAUUGAACAGGUGAUGAAAGAAGAAUACAAGGUAUUAAACUGGCACCAGCAGAAGGGCGUCUCCCCCCGGAUGUUGAAGGCCCUGGUCAGCAGGGGACACCCAGAGUUUUCCUCAAACAGACAACAAGAUGCCCAGGACCUCCUCCUGCACAUCAUCAACCUAGUGGAGAGGAACAGUGCAGGCUCAGAGAAUCCAAGCGACGUCUUCCGCUUCCUGGUGGAGGAGCGAGUUCAGUGCUGCCAGACACGUCGGGUGCGAUACACUCAGCGGGUGGACUACUGCAUCCAACUGCCAGCCCCAAUCGAGGCUGCCACCAAUCGAGAGGAGCUGCUGGCAUACGAGGCCAAGCGGAAGGAUGCUGAGGAGAACAUGAGGGCUCCACCUCAACCUGUGAGAGCACGGAUCCCCUUCACCGCCUGCCUGCAGGCCUUCACAGAGCCAGAGAACGUCCCAGACUUCUGGAGCUCAGCGCUGCAGGCCAAGUCAGCUGGAGUCAAAACUUCCCGUUUUGCCUCCUUCCCAGAGUAUCUGCUCGUGCAGAUCAAGAAAUUCACAUUUGGAGUUGAUUGGGUGCCGAAGAAACUAGACUUGGCCAUAGAUGUUCCAGACUUCCUCGAUCUGAACCGGCUGCGGGCCACAGGGCUGCAGGCAAGUGAAGAGGAGCUGCCUGAUCUCAUGCCCCCAAUCGUGCUACCUGAAGACACCAGAGAUAACUCAAUGAGCUCCAUAGACUCUCCUGAAAUAGACGAGGCAGCAGUAAUGCAGCUGGCAGAGAUGGGCUUCCCGCUGGAGGCCUGUAGGAAGGCGGUCUACUACACAGGCAACAUGGGCCCCGAGAUGGCAUUCAACUGGAUCAUAGCCCACAUGGAGGAGCCUGACUUUGCAGAACCUCUUACUCUGCCCUCCAUGAUAGAUCCUGGUCCCUCCACCAGUGAUAGCCCCAUGGGUGCCACCCCACUGGCCAACUCGCCCCCUGAGGAAAGCAUCGCCAUCCUCACAUCUAUGGGCUUCCCCCGCAAUCACAGUAUCCAGGCACUUAAAGCCACGAACAAUAACCUGGAACGAGCACUUGACUGGAUCUUCACCCACCCGGAGGAGGAGGAGAGUGACGCCCUGUCAGACAUGGCUGACACAGAGCCCAACGACAACACUUUCUCCAACGCCAACUCGCACAGCGACUCCACGCUGUCUCCAGACAGAGACACGUCAGGCCCACGUGUCAAAGACGGACCGGGACGUUAUGAGCUCUUUGCCUUCAUCAGCCACAUGGGAGCAUCCACAAUGUCUGGGCAUUAUGUUUGUCACAUCAAAAAGGAGGGAAGGUGGGUGAUCUACAACGACCACAAAGUGUGUUUGUCAGAAAGGCCUCCAAAAGACUUGGGCUACAUCUACUUUUACCACCGACUGUCUAGCAGUUAAAGUUAUCCCCCCUCCUCCACCUUGCAACCUUUUAUAGAAGCGCAGUCUUUCACUCAGAAGACUAGCAGACAACUGUAUUAACAGCCACAGUGGAAAUGAUGGAAAUAACCUAUCAGACCAGCUGCUCGCCUUACCGUGAUGUCAUUCAGGAGCAACCAGGAACACUGGUCAGAAAGGGAAAGCAAUGUGCUCUUUGUGCAUUUGUGUUACGUUAUGCUUUAAAUGUAUAUUUCAGUGUUUAUGUUAAAAAACAAAAGACGUUUUCUUGACAGUGUAGGUACAGAGGGAUGUGUGCAAUUUCCACUUCUGGACUGCUCUGGACACAAAAUAAUGUGACAUAUCAAAUCUCAUUGUUCCUCCUCUAUGCCUUCAGCUACUGUGCCAAUAUUUUUCAAAGGGGUACAUUUUAUAAAUGUAUUUUGAAAUGGCGGUGCUACACUGCCAGCCCUGAAAUGCUCUGAAAAGAAAUUACUGUGCUGCUGGUGGCUAUGCAUUUUACUUUGAAAGAGAAAAGAAUGUUUUUCAUCCCCGGGAAAUUGAAGGGACAUCAAAAGUUUUAAACGUUUUGGUUGUGCACUGAGACUGAGGGAAAUGACCAGCGUACUGUAUGAAGGAGAGCACCAAGAAGGCAGUGAAUAGGUGUUAAAUGUGACUGUAGUUAAAUAUACAGUAUUACUGGCUGAAUAAUGGCUCAGACCUGCCCCAGUUUUACUUGGAGAUGAUGUGCAUGAUUGUCACUUUUAAUAAGAAACUUUCUGCACCAUGGUUACACUGGCUGAUUUAUCGAGAUAGAAGUAUUAUUUCCUUCCCUGAAAGCACUUUUUUGUGACUAAAACAAGUUCAUAUUUUGCACCUGAUGCAGAAGUGGACUUUUUAUUCAAGUGAUACAAGCAAUUGAAUGUGAUAUCUUAAAUUUCUACUUCAGUACAGAUGAACCUGUUUAUCCUUGAAGUGGCCACAAGUCAAUGACGAGAUUGAACAUAAUCGAUGCCUAAUAUAAGAACGCUCGGCUGCAGUUGGCCCACUUUGGUUCUUUUAUCACUUUGACAGAUUCACUUUGACUAUGACCCAAAAGUUCAAAUGAAUGUUUUCUUUGACCCUGUUGCCACUUUUUACAGGUCAGUUAAUUCAUUUAUGCAUCUGAACUUUUUCCGCGUCUAAAGCAAUAUGCACUACAACCAAAUCUACUCUUGAACCUACUGAAUGCUAAAGGCUGUACAGUGACAUGUAUCUCCUCUAAAAUGUGCAUUUUUGUAUGGACACGGUGCAGUGCUGAAUGUAUAACUUCAUGGUGCUCACUGCAACCAAAACCUCCUCUUCAGCUUUAACACUCCAAAAAACCACAGUGAAAAUACAACUGGCCCUUUGCUGUUAAAUCACCAUAACCUCAUGCUGGAAUAUCCACCAACUCUGUACUCUCCUCAUUUAUCUACUCAGUUCAUAAUCUGCAGAACAACGUAUGUGCUUGUUUGUCAGACAUUCAUGAACCUCUGAUCAUCAACAACAUCUCAAUAUUUGCAGUCAUAUCCUUUCUCUAUUUUCUUGUAUGCUACACAGAACAGUCUUGUUUGCUGCAUCUCAAAAACUCAGUGUAAUAUUACACAAAGUACUAGUGUUUUGUCAGUGGCAUGGACACAAUUCCAGUUUGAAACUGUCUUUCACUCAGUAAUGCACUUCAGGUGCAUAAUUUAAUGGGGAGUUCUGCUGAGUGUUUAUUCCGCUGUCUUAAAAUUUCCAAUUUUAACUGAUUUUGGAGUCAUUACCUUUUGAUAUUCAAGGAAAAUGACAAUAAACUAACAUUUCUAAGAGGGUUGAAAGAAAAAAAAUGGAGACAUACAUCUAAAACUCUAGUUAGUGGCUGGAAUGUGAUCCAAUGUGGUCCUUAAAAAUGUCUUUCAACAGUCUCAGGCAAUGCUUUUCAAAGAAGUCAUAGGAGUGUCUCUGCUUGAGGGACGAUACAGGCAAAAGAAAAUCUUUAUGCAGACAUUCAGAUAAAUAGCUACAUUAGAGAAUGAAUCCAUACCUCUGCAGUGCUCCCCUUAAACAACACUGUGCCUAGACUUCCCUAAGAGCUUCAGUUUUAUUACAUCCCGACCUCGUCCUCAUCAGAUACUACUUGAUAGUCUGCUGCAGUGUUCAUUGUCUAUGCAGCAGCAAAUUCUGAAAGGUCUUUCUAUGCAAGUCUUGGGUUUCUGCCGUUCCUCCUAGAAAAAAAAAGAAAGAUAAAUUUUUUUUCAGAAACCAAUUGUGUCCUCCUGUCAAACCCUGAUCUGAUCAGUAGAUAGGUGAUAAAGUUUCGUGCUUAGUGAUGUUUGGUCAUAAAUGUCCUCAGAUAUUCUAUGAAGUUCAAUUUAUCUCUCAGCACCUUUUGUUCUCCCGCUCAUCCUCCUUAUUACAUUAUUGUCUUUGUAUUUUUGUCUUUUUGUUUCAGCUUUCCCUCCAGCUCGGUCUCUUCCAUUCUUCUUCUAUACGUUGUUAAAACGUAAUGGUUCGGUUUGUCACAAAAAGGCUUUUUCACUGUCAGCAUGUGCACUAGACGUUGACAUUUAGUCAUUUGGAUUGUACCGUUGUACUUUUGUGAGUUUUGUUCUUUUUCAUUUAACUAAGUGUCAAAAAGGUUCUUCACCUGUUUUUACUCUGUUGCCUUUUUGCAAACAAGUUUGUGCCAACGCUGUAGUUUUCAUUACAUAGUUUUCCUGAAGAGAUUAUUUUAAGUUGACUUUUGUAAUGUAUGCGUUUAUCCAAAUGUGGCUUAGGUAUUUGUGAAUAGAGUCAUUACAGUACGGUAUACACAGUGGCGCUGUUUACUUGCGAUGUUUGGAUAAUUUAAUAAACUACACCUUUGUUGAGA
This is a messenger RNA of Seriola aureovittata, 5761 nucleotides long. RefSeq names its product ubiquitin specific peptidase 13 (gene usp13). The record is from RefSeq and is a predicted model, not a curated record. The transcript is spliced from 21 exons. Gene Ontology annotation, molecular function: zinc ion binding; cysteine-type deubiquitinase activity; protein binding. The coding region runs from base 319 to 2910 and encodes 863 amino acids. Lineage: Eukaryota; Metazoa; Chordata; Actinopteri; Carangiformes; Carangidae. Gene Ontology annotation, biological process: protein deubiquitination.